Cottoperca gobio is the source of this 2422-nucleotide messenger RNA. Its product is annotated as RNA-binding protein 38-like. Lineage: Eukaryota; Metazoa; Chordata; Actinopteri; Perciformes; Bovichtidae. Gene Ontology annotation, cellular component: cytosol; nucleus. Gene Ontology annotation, molecular function: mRNA 3'-UTR binding. Bases 235 to 969 code for a protein of 244 amino acids. The transcript has 4 exons. The record is from RefSeq and is a predicted model, not a curated record.
CGGCACUUUACUUUCAGUGGCUAAGAAGAAGCAACUAGUUUGGAUGCGACCCGGAGGAGCUCACACAGCGUGAAUCAUAGUUGUCAUCAGGUUGCUACAACUUUGAGCGAAGGUCAUAACACGGGAGGAAAACUGCGCCAUAAUAUAGAGCCAUUUUUGUUUUACUAAUGCUGGGACGUUGUUAAGCGCUUAGUAUAUCCUCAGCGUGCCUCCGGUCUUCUGCCCGGCUGACCAAUGCUUCUGCAUCAGUUCAUGAACGGAGCCCUGGAAGUCAUGCAUCCCACAACGCUUCAGAAAGACACUACUUUUACCAAAAUCUUUGUCGGCGGACUGCCAUACCACACGAACGAUGCCUCACUGAGAAAAUACUUCGAGGCCUUUGGGGACAUUGACGAGGCUGUUGUGAUAACAGACAGACAGACCGGUAAAUCCAGAGGAUACGGCUUUGUGACGAUGGCAGAACGAGGAGCAGCAGAGAGAGCCUGCAAGGAUCCCAACCCGAUAAUCGAUGGCAGGAAGGCCAAUGUGAACCUGGCUUACCUUGGUGCCAAACCCCGCAGCAUACAGACAGGCAUAUCCAUCGGAGUGCAGCCCAUUCACCCAGCACUCAUGCAGAGGCAGUAUGGGUUGGCCCAGCCAUACAUCUACCCACAAGCCUACGUGCAGCCCAACCUGGUGCUGCCCUCUCAGGUUUCCUCCUCCGUCAGCAGCAGCCCCUACAUGGACUACAGCGCAGCCUACACCCAGUACGCCCAGGCAGCCUUUGAGCAGCAGUACCCGUACGCCGCCUCCCCAGCCAGCUUCCUGGGCUACAGCUACGCCACAAGCCCCACAGCCAGCGCCGGGUCGGCCGCUGCCACAGCAGCACCGGUCACCGUCCACCCCACCCUCUCCUCCGCUGCCGGUCCAGGCCAGGCGUUCCUGCACUAUGCCCCGCAGCAGCACAUCCAGCCGGACCGCAUGCAGUGAGCCUGUGAAGGAAACUGGAGGAGGAGGGAGUAGUGGACGAGGACCUUUGGACAGAUGGCAAAACCCUGCAGGUGACCCAGCUAUCAUCAGCAGGGGCUUUCAGGAAGAAGAAAAAAAGGGGUGGGACGAUUGCACUAUACGAUCAGGAAUGAGCCGCUUGCUCAUUUUGUUAAAGGGUUGGGAGGGGUUGAGGACUGUCAAGGUUCAGGUUGAGAAGCUAGACAGCAUAAAGUAUGUGGUCGCUACAAAGGGCUUCCAGAAGCUGACACUUCAUUUUUUAUUAUAUUAUUAUUAUUAUUAUUAUUAUUUUUAUUGUCCUUUAUUAUUGUAUUAAUGUCGAUGUUUGUUUGUAUGCCAUUAUUAUCAAUGUUAUCAUGUUUUCUGGCUCAAUCAGUGGAAGUUCUGUGUCCAUGGUACAUAUUGAUGAUGGGAGAGCUGUCACACCUCUUCCCUCCCGACCCCGGAGUAUCUGGGGCGGAUAUGAAGGGCACUGCUGCUUUAGGACACUCGGGCACAGUCAGAUGUGGGGUGCAGGGUGAAGGCAUACAGCCAGCCUCUCUGUGGUCCCAUCCUGGUGCCGUCCACAGUGAGGGUAGAGCACUGACUGCCCCAUGAACAAAACCUCCAGCGUUCAGCUCCACAACACAGGAGGACGACGAGAGAUUUCACCUCAAGGACAAAACGGAAAGAACGUUUCAGUAUAUAAGACAGUGGGAGCUCCAUUGUUUUUGAGACUGAUGUCAGGACUACACAUUUUUUUAAAAUUCUUAUUAAUUAAAGAGGCCUUAAUAAAAGAGAAACUUCUUUUUGAAUCUCCUGAUUUUUCAAGCGCUCCCUCCCCCACCACAGAACCAAGUGCAGAGAGAGUUUGUAACGGGCCUUUCAGCAGGCGGCCACAUUAAUCUGGCUUGCUUGGGUCUUGAUCAUUUCAAAUGGAUGUAGAUAAUCACAUGAAGUACGUGGGCGAUGGGGAGCAGGAGCGCUGUGUAUCGUUGUUGAAAGGUAGCUGACACUGAGCUCAAACACCAGUGCGUUUCUUUUUCUUCUUUCUCACUGAGAUUGUUGCUCUCAAAAGGACAUUCAUGUACAGCAAUUUCAAAUGUUUUCAGUCAUAAAGUACAUUUACAAUAUUUAUAUGUAGGUAUUUAUAUGAGGUACUAAGUUCAAAUAGCUUCUUUGUUUUGUUACUAUGACUCUAGUUGUGGCACUGAUAUCAUUUAAUCUGCAGAGGCAUACCUGCAGAUCCACAGGUGUCUUAUUCAUUUAGAUUUUUGUCCUGUCACCAUGUCUGUGGAUUUGUGUGCACAGCGACUACAGUAGAAGCUCUUUUGUAGAUCCUUGACCGGUUGCAUCAGAAAUUCUCUAGAUUUUUUUCAAUAAAGAUGUCUUUUACAGUCCCUUCAAAGAAGCCAUACCAAAAAAAAAAAACGAAAUAAAGACUUUGUACUUUCAA